Paramormyrops kingsleyae is the source of this 394-nucleotide messenger RNA. The record is from RefSeq and is a predicted model, not a curated record. NCBI's taxonomy places the organism in Eukaryota, Metazoa, Chordata, Actinopteri, Osteoglossiformes, Mormyridae.
AUGGCUAUACCACAGAUGACAUCGAGUUCUACUGGCGAGGGGGUGACCAUGCAGUGACGGGGGUGGAGCGGAUAGAGUUGCCGCAGUUCUCCAUCGUGGACUACAAGCUCAUCUCCAAGAACGUCGUCUUCUCCACCGGAUCGUACCCGCGACUCUCCCUCAGCUUCAAGCUGAAGAGGAACAUCGGCUACUUCAUCCUGCAGACCUACAUGCCCUCCAUCCUGAUCACCAUCCUCUCCUGGGUCUCCUUCUGGAUCAACUACGAUGCCUCGGCCGCCAGAGUGGCUUUGGGUAGGAACGCCAAAUGGCCCCGCGCUGGUUUUCCCCCAAUACGUGCAGACGCAUCCAUGCCACAGAUUACAUUUAAAUAUCCAUCUAUCUUCCAAACAUUUAG